Messenger RNA from Varanus komodoensis (Komodo dragon), 1754 nucleotides. It is a transcript of the gene TRIM54, whose product is annotated as tripartite motif containing 54. The record is from RefSeq and is a predicted model, not a curated record. Bases 194 to 1363 code for a protein of 389 amino acids. NCBI's taxonomy places the organism in Eukaryota, Metazoa, Chordata, Lepidosauria, Squamata, Varanidae. The transcript has 10 exons. Gene Ontology annotation, molecular function: zinc ion binding.
GGUGUGGGGCAAGUGGCGCAGAGGGCAGAGGGAAGGCUGUGGGCAGGGGGCGCUUCAGGAGAGGGCCGGGCAGACCCCUGGGCUUGCAGGCAGGGCGAGGCGCAAAGCCAGGGCGAGGGGAGGCGGUGGGCCCAGAGCAGUCGUCCAGAGAGCCUGCCGGAGUGCCUGGGGGAGCAGCGCAGGGGCCGCGGGGAUGAACUUUGCCGUGGGCUUCAAGCCGAUGCUCGGGACCUCGCAGAGCAUGGACAGCCUGGAGAAGCAGCUGAUCUGCCCCAUCUGCCUGGAGAUGUUCACCAAGCCGGUCGUGAUCCUGCCUUGCCAGCACAACCUGUGCCGCAAGUGUGCCAACGACAUCUUCCAGGCCUCCAACCCGCUCUGGCAAUCCCGCGGGUCAAGCUCGGUGUCCUCCAGCGGCCGGUUCCGGUGCCCGUCCUGCCGGCACGAGGUGGUGCUGGAUCGGCACGGCGUGUACGGGCUGCAGCGCAACCUGCUGGUGGAGAACAUCAUCGACAUCUACAAGCAGGAGUCCUCUCGGCCCCUCCACGCCAAGGCGGAGCAGCAGCUGCUGUGCGAGGAGCACGAGGACGAGAAGAUCAACAUCUACUGCCUGACCUGCGAGACGCCCACCUGCUCCAUGUGCAAGGUCUUCGGGGCUCACAAGGACUGUGACGUCGCCCCCCUGAGCAGCGUCUACAAGCGCCAGAAGGGGGAGCUGAGCGACGGCAUCGCCAUGCUGGUGGCCGGCAACGACCGGGCCCAGGCCAUCAUCAGCCAGAUGGAAGAGAUCUGCAAGACCAUCGAGGAGAACGCUCGGCGGCAGAAGCAGCACCUCUGCCUGCGCUUCGACUCGCUGUAUGGCAUCCUGGAGGAGCGCAAGAAGGAGCUGCUGCAGGAGAUCGGGCGCGAGCAGGAGGAGAAGGUCCAGCUGGUGCGGGGGCUCAUUCGCCAGUACGGGGACCACCUCGAGAGCUCCUCCAAGCUGGUGGAGAGCGCCAUCCAGUCCAUGGAGGAGCCCCAGAUGGCCGUCUACCUUCAGCAGUCGAAGGAGCUGAUCAAGAAGAUCACAGACAUGUCCAAGGUGUCCAUGAGCAGCCGGCCGGAGUCUGGCUAUGAGAACAUGGACCACUUUUCUGUGAACGUGGAUCACGUGGCUGAAAUGCUGAGGACAAUAGGAUUCCACCCAGCAUCCGACACUGCUGGGGAGAACACGGAGCCGGAAGGACUCAGCCCGGAGGGGGGCGGCGAAGCAGGCGACGAGGAACACCUGGAGGGGCCGAGCACCACCGAGGGGACAGAAGAUGUAGAGGCCCCGCCGCGGAUCAGGCCAAAGCCGGCCGGCGGCGCCCACGCGGCUCCGCACUGAGCAGGCGCCCGGGGCAGCCGGAGGACGCCGCGCCCUCGCCCCGCCGCCGCCACCGGACGAAGACCGCGCCUCUCCCGCCGCCUCGCCUCGCCUCGCUUCGCCGCCCCGGACGGGACUGACCGCGCGCAGCUCUGCGCUCGAGGCGCUUCUUGGGGGGCCGCGCGGUGCAGCCGCGGCCGGAGGGCAGCCUCGGGGCCGUUCGCGUGGAGCGGGUCGGCCGGCGCGGAGGACCCCACCGAGAGCUUCCUCCGAGGCCUCCGGGUCGCCCCGCGAGGUGCCCGCCUUCCUGCCCGGUCUUGCCCACGGUGCAAUUCUGGGUUUGCUCUUUUUGUUCUACUUGGUCCCCGUCGAGCAAGACGCAAAACAAAACAGAAUUUCGAAAUGAUUAGCA